AUGGGCAAUUACCGGUUUAGGCUGUCAGAUAUGAUGCCAAAUGCCUGGCUUUACAAGCUCAGAGAAAUGAGUAAAUCUAGAAACCAGAAAAUGAUACGCCCCACCAGUAAGAAACUGCAUCAGACAUCAUCAUCAUCAUCAUCAUUGGCCUCAUCAUUAUCAUCAUCCAACAUUGCAGCACCAGGCCUGUCAUCCCAAACAGCAGGGCCUCCGCAGCAUCCCCACCUCUCCUCUCAAAGAAAAUCCUAUUACUUUACCAGAGAUCUAUGCACUCCACCACCACCACCUGAUGAUCAUGAUCACGGAUUCUACGACCAACAUGACGACCACGUUACUAGAAGCUCACCACCGAGAAAAUCAUCCAGAGAAAAGCGUACCACCACAAGCAGAAACAGAGCAAUAUCAUCAUCCAAUGACACUACUAGUCCCAGUCCCCGGCCGGCGAGGUCCUCCGUCGUCCCUGCGGAAUGCAGCUGCAGGGCCACCAUCCCAUCGGUCUGCACGACUGAGCCCGAUUCAACAACCCCUGAAGAGUACCCGAAUCCUCCCCCCGAUUGUCCCUCCUCCGAUGAUCAAUCGCUUGAAUUUUGCUCUACCCGCGGCACCCCUGCCGAAACAACUGUCCAGGGCAUGGUCUCAGGGUCAGUUUCUGGUCGGUGCAAAUCAGUCGAAAACAGGGCUGCUCUCUUGAACCAACCAGAAUUGAUCAAAAAUGUUAGUGAGCCUUGUUCGGCUGCUAAGCUCGGGGGUUUCAGCAUUGAAGUCUCUGAAAUACUCGAUCUCCCUCCAAUUAUGACCAAUAAGCCACCCUGCAGCAACAUCAGCAAGGAGAGAGAAGAAGGGGAUUAUGAGCCAAGCUGCAGGCUGAGGGGAAGUGAGUACGGGUCUUUGUCCGUCAAAGUGGCCAAGGAUGACAUUCUUAGGAGUAGGAGUAAUAAUGCUCGUCCUUUCAAAGACCACAAGAAGACUGGUUGUCCUGCUCCUCCGGCGGCAACAGUUUCGGUGAGUUCGUCAUCGCCGGGGGCCGGGGGUCUCAAGCUCAGAACAAACUCUCCCAGAAUUGCAAACAUGAGGAUUCAAUUUCAAGCCCGCAAAAGCUUGUCAUCGUCGCCGUCGUCUUCUUCUUCUAGGAGUAGGAGCAGGAGCAGGAGGAGGAGGAGGAGGAGCGUGUCGGAGAGCUUCGCGGUCGUGAAGUCAUCCAAGGAUCCCCAGAGUGAUUUCAGGGAGUCAAUGAUGGAAAUGAUUGUGGAGAACAACAUUUGCGCAUCCAAAGACUUGGAAGAUCUUCUGGCCUGCUAUCUGUCCUUGAACUCAGACCAGUAUCACGACUUGAUCAUCAGGGUCUUCAAGCAAAUUUGGUUUGAUAUUGUGGGUCUUCAUCACCCCAACUGAUUCCCCCCACUCAUCCCUUUUCAUUUCCUCUGAAUUUCUAUUCUUCUU
Molecule: messenger RNA, 1440 nt
Organism: Coffea eugenioides
Lineage: Eukaryota; Viridiplantae; Streptophyta; Magnoliopsida; Gentianales; Rubiaceae
Product: transcription repressor OFP3-like
Exons: 1
Coding region: 1-1392 (463 amino acids)
Biological process (GO): negative regulation of DNA-templated transcription
Molecular function (GO): DNA binding
Source: RefSeq, a predicted model, not a curated record